AACAUAGAGUUCGGGGGAAGGACCCUCGGGGCGUGGGGGCCUUCUUUUUCUUUUUCAGUUAAUACUUAUCACAAAAAAUUUAUUGAAAAAAUUGUUUAAUAGACACAAUUUGAAUAUAGAUAAGGGGUUUAAUAGGUUAUGCCCUCAGUUGAGGUGCCUAAAUGAAAAAUGUUUGACAAAUUCAAGAGGCCACAUAUGUAUUAGGCCUUUCUGGUAUAAUAUGCAAUUUCUGGGAAACCCGCAAACACACACAAUGCACAAGUCAAGUCAACAAAUUAUAAAUAGUCGCUUUCUGCUUUGAACACACUGUUUAUCUAUUCUUUUGAAAAUUUUCUAGUAAAAUUUGCUCUGAUAAUCUUGAUUAUUGAUAAAAUUUAGUUACUGCUCAUGGAUGGUGUAACUUUACUUUUCCUUCUCAUUCUUGUAGCUAUUUUAGAUGGAUUUUCCUGUGCGCAAACUAGUUCUAUUUAUUCAGGCAUUCAUUGCAUUGAGAGUGAAAAAAAUGCUCUUAUCAAGUUCAGGCAAGGUUUCAAGAAUCCAUCACGGAGCAUGUUGUCUUGGAUGCUCGAGGAGAACUGCUGCAGGUGGGAAGGUGUUGAAUGCGACAACACAACCGGGCAUGUGAUCACUCUUGAUCUGCGCAAGCAAUUGUUGCAAGGUGAGUCCGGGAUUUUUUUGCCUGACUUACCCUAUUUAAGACACUUAGACCUGAGCCAAAAUGAUUUCCGCGGGGCACAGAUUCCUGAGUUUAUUUCCACUUUGAAGAACCUAGAGUAUCUCAAUUUGUCAAAUUCCAAGUUUAGAGGAACAAUUCCUGAAUAUCUUGGGAAUCUGUCACGCUUGCAGUUUCUUGAUCUCUGUCACGCUUGCAGUUUCUUGAUCUCAGUGGUGAUUCUUCACUCCAGGCCAAUAACCUUCAAUGGCUUCAGCACCUCUUCUCUAUGA
Lycium barbarum (goji berry) is the source of this 945-nucleotide messenger RNA. Its product is annotated as receptor-like protein EIX2. Gene Ontology annotation, molecular function: protein binding. The record is from RefSeq and is a predicted model, not a curated record. Bases 388 to 945 code for a protein of 185 amino acids. NCBI's taxonomy places the organism in Eukaryota, Viridiplantae, Streptophyta, Magnoliopsida, Solanales, Solanaceae. The transcript has a single exon.